AUGGAAGCGAAGACUGCUCAAGAAACCCGGCCGGACGUGUCGAAUGAACGGCCUACAAAAUCCCCAUAUGGAGGUGACAUCUCACUCCGCCUUGGAUUUAAAGAGGGUUGCCUACAUGUAACCGACACCGCCCUUUUCAAGUACCCUAAGCUAGAGUCUCGUUACAGGAAGAGUGCAUGGUUCGUUGGUAGUAUCGGCGCUGGUCACGUUUUAAUUCAUUUCCUCUACACUGGCACCUAUCAGGGCCUAGAACCGACGGGAUCUUCUCCAGAAGAGAAGGUAGCUACCGAAUUUGCGACGAGCUUUCAAGUAUACACGCUUGCGCGCGAAUGUGAAAUGCCUAUCCUCGAAGAUCUCGCAAAGGUUGAAAUGGAACGGUUUGGGGGUCAAUUAUCGCUGCGGCACGUUCUUAACGCCGUGGGAUAUGCACGCCGUGUCGAAGCUGACGAUAAAUGGUUCCAUGACUUCCUCCUGAAAUCCGUAGUUGAACCCGUUGUCAACGGUCAAGCUACCCCUACUCUGCAACCGGAUAAUUCUAGCGCGCCUUACUCAAUCACGACGGCUCUCUUCCAACUCAUGAUCGAUAUGUGUCGUGAGAAAGCAGCCCAAGCUGAGCCAACUACAAUGGAGACUUACCCGGACCCUCAGCCAACUACAGUCGCGACUAUUCCUGAAAUGGUACCGGACCCUCAACCCGCGACGGAAGCAGCCUGCGAGCCCCAGCCAGACUCAGUAGACCGUCUAUCUACAGUUGCAACCUAUUCCGACUCCCAAGACGGUGCAGUGGUGGCAGUGAAACCCAAAAAGAAGGCAAAAUGGACAAAAGAGCGAAAGGCAGCGAGGAAGCAAGCAAGGGAAGAGGCAAGAAUGAAGGCACAGGAGGAGGAAUCAACAAGACUGGCGGAGGAAGAAGCAGCAGUGAGAGAAGCGCAAGAACAAGAAAUUGAAGAACAAGCAAUAAGAGAAGGGGAAGAAUCGAGACGUGAUUUGAUCGAGAGUCCGGAUUUUGAAACUGUCAGCAUCCCGGAGGAUACUUCGCCUUCGUCGGAUGGUAUCGAUUUGACACCUUCGUCCAGUUCGUCCUCGGGCCGGAGUGGUUCAUCUGGAUAUCAGGGUUUUCCUCCGGAAUCAACCCUCGCAGCGGGUUGGCGUGAGAUGAAGGACGUCCCUUUGUCUGCGGGAGCGGAGUGGUAUCGCGUCGUGUACGAGUCGGAGCGUAUUAUCCCCGAUUGCAACUAUUUCCAUAUAUGUGCACAGGAGAAGUUUCUUAAUUUCUCCCCGGAGGAGUUGCGAUGGAAGCACCAGCUUUUGGAAAUGAGCUCUUCACGCUUCGGGCUUGAUGCUUGA
Molecule: messenger RNA, 1347 nt
Organism: Hypoxylon trugodes
Lineage: Eukaryota; Fungi; Ascomycota; Sordariomycetes; Xylariales; Hypoxylaceae
Exons: 4
Coding region: 1-1347 (448 amino acids)
Source: RefSeq, a predicted model, not a curated record